GCCAAAUUCAACUCUCUCUCUCUCACACACUCUGUUUUCCUUCCUUCUCAAUUCUCUCUGUUUUUGCUCUCUUCCUUCUAAAAACCCACAAACAUGGACUGGAUCCGCGGCGACUCAAUUGGUUACGGCAGCUCCUCGACGGUGGAUUUAGCCAUUUUCCGAGGGACCCACUUCGCCCCGCCGUCGGUAAUGGCGGUGAAGUCCUGCGGCGCCGGAGAUUCCGACUUGCUCAAUAACGAGAAGCAAGUCCUCGACCAAAUCGGAAACUCCCCGUACAUAAUCCGCUGCCUCGGCGACGACCGCAGCUUCGAGAAGGGGCAGAGCCUCCACAAUUUGUUCCUCGAGUACGCCUCCGGCGGCAGCCUGGCCGAUCACGUCAAGAAAUCCGGCGGGAGAUUGCCGGAAUCGACGGUCAGGAGCUACACGAAGUCGAUUCUAAAGGGGUUGGAUCAAAUCCACGGAAAAGGAUUCGUUCACUGCGAUGUAAAGCUCCAGAAUCUGUUGGUUUUCGGUGAUGGGGGAAUUAAGAUUGGGGAUUUCGGACUGGCGAAAAAAACAGGGGAGGCGGAAGAAAAACAAGGGAGGAGGGAGAAGAAAGUGGAGAUUCGUGGGACUCCUCUGUUCAUGGCGCCGGAAUCGGUCAACGAGAACGUUUACGAGCCGCCGUGCGAUAUUUGGGCUCUGGGUUGCGCCGUCGUCGAGAUGCUGACGGGGAAGCCGGCGUGGAAUUACAAGCCCGGGACGAACAUCUUCUCCUUCUUGAUGAGAAUUGGGGCCGGCGACGAGUCGCCGGCGAUUCCCGACGAAUCGUCGGUGGAAUUGAAGAAUUUCCUGUCCAAUUGCUUCGUGAAGGAUCCCGCGGCGAGAUGGACUGCCGCGAUGCUUCUUGAACAUCCGUUCCUUAGCGCCGACAAAAUCGGAAACGGAGACGAAACGCGAAACGACGCCGUUUGCUGUUCGGGAGAUGAAUUUCCAUCGGUGUCCCCGCGGUGCCCGUUCGAUUUCCCCGAGUGGGUGUCGCCGUCGGUCCAAUCGUCACCGGCCCGAUCGGAAUUCGAAUCGAACCCAUUCGAUUCGUUCUCGAGCUGCUCGACCGCCUCGCCGGUGGAAAGAAUCCGGCAGCUGGCCGGCGGCGAGCGGCAGGGGAUGUUGAGUUGGGGGGAUUCAGAGAGCUGGCUGGUAGUGAGGUGAUGAUGAUGAUUGAGACAGAGAAGAGAAUUUUUUUUUUUUUAGGGAAAGCAAGUUGGGCAGAUAUUUAGUAAUUUUUGUUUUUCUAAUUUUAAAUUAGGAUGGUGGUGGUGAGCAAUUUUUGGUUGCUGAUGGGUUGGGUUUCUUCUUCUAACAAUUCAAUUGAUUCAUUUAUUUAAUUAUUUUUCAUCUCCCUUUUUCUGGGUUUUUGUGGAGGGAAAAAGGGGGGUUUGGGAAAUUGUUAAAAGGUAAAGUAGGAUUAGAGAGAUUAGCAGGAAACAAAGCAAAGCUGACAUUAGUAGUGUUUUUGACAGAAGAGAAGGUUAUAUGAUUGGUGGCUCUUUGUGGCCUGGCUGGCUGAAUGUACAGAUAGAUUCUCUGGUUGAUUCCUUAAUGGUUUCACAUUAUGAUCAGUUAUUAUUAUCAAUAAAUUUUGAUUGAUUUCUCCAAUAAAGUUAGCAACUUUGAAUCUUUGAUCUUUAAAUGUGUUCCCUUCUGUUGUUACUCGUCGUGUACGUUCGAUGAAAUUGAAACGGAGCUGAUUGUUGGAUAAAUGUGGUGAACAUUUUGUAAGUAAGAUCUCCUUCGUUCGUACAAAUGUCGUGGAAAAUACCCGACGACUUGAUCGAACGACUGUGUGGAGCUAUAUACGUGUCCUUACGAAUGAUGUGGUAAUCAGUGUAGCCGAAUUUGAUUAGGGGUAACUUAUAAUCUAAGCACUGCAACAGUGAGGGAUGUUAGUUUGAUGAACAGUGACUUGAUGAACUGGAAGAGAAUGAUAAAAAGGUUACUUGUGCAAGUGAGAAUGGGGGGUGGAUGGGAAGUUUGUUGUUUAGAAAAAUGGAAAGAAAUGGGAGAUUGGUUGAGUGCAAGUAGAAGAUGAAUGUCAAAACGACCAAACCAAUUGGGCACCUAAAAAGGGUUUUAGGUAGAUUUGGGGGGAAGCAUCUUCAUAGAUAUUCCCGUGGCAUCAUCUCAACAAAAGGGUUUUAGGCUGGUGUCAUUUCAACUCAGAGUUUGGUUUAGCUUCAUUUGGGUUUUCUGUUUUAGCUUACUUAGAAUCAAGAUUCAUUGCACCGUAUGACGAUGCAGAAACACGAAACUAACUUGUGUCGAAUACGUUGUAUUACCUUUUCGUGUUUCUAAGAGAACUGGAUCAUAACAGUGGUGUUGUUGGUUGUGUAAUGGCUUCCAUGUUGAUCCAAUAGUUGGACACACAAAACUCAUGUCGCUGUGUCAAUCCGAAGGCUAUGAACAUUCAGGGGGCAGCAAUCCGGCCGAUGGAGAUGAAGUCGUCGGAUACUCGGAUGAUCCCUCUCGUGAUCCCAAUUGUUAGAUCAACAUCAUGACAUUAUUUGAAGAACCUACUCUGAUCCAUGUCGCUCGGAUCCAACGAACAGGAGUACAUGUUCACUUCAUCACUCCGAGAAUAAAAAAUAGAAGAAACACAUGAGAUUUAAUCCAACGAUGUAGACAUGUGCUAGUAUUUCCCGUCGACCUAAUAGAGGUACAAUGUUUUGUUACUAUCAUAAAGGGGAUGGUUUGAUUGAAGGAUUUUGUGUGAUCUACGAGCUUAUAAGUCAGUACAAAAGUGAGCAUCCAUAUUCAAGUUAAUCUUACAAGUUACACCAAAGAAUACAAAAGUUCAAGAUUUAGGAAAUCCAGCGACUGAGUAAAGCCAAAAAAGAAAGAAACAAAGGGAAGGAAUCGCUAUUAGCGUGGUGGAGGAAUACUGAAAAAUCCAAAAACUUGGCAACAAUAGGGCACAGAUCGACCGGCGGCGGCGGCAGGAGAGGAGAUGCUUUGGUGACCGAAGAAGACGAAGUAAGAAGCAAGCUAGGCAGCCUAUCCAUUUGUCGGGAAUAAGCUAUAAAGUUGGAU
Linum trigynum is the source of this 3069-nucleotide messenger RNA. The record is from the annotation of a GenBank genome assembly. NCBI's taxonomy places the organism in Eukaryota, Viridiplantae, Streptophyta, Magnoliopsida, Malpighiales, Linaceae.